This is a messenger RNA of Dromaius novaehollandiae (emu), 1009 nucleotides long. RefSeq names its product chymotrypsin like (gene CTRL). Gene Ontology annotation, molecular function: serine-type endopeptidase activity. Lineage: Eukaryota; Metazoa; Chordata; Aves; Casuariiformes; Dromaiidae. Gene Ontology annotation, biological process: proteolysis. The record is from RefSeq and is a predicted model, not a curated record.
AUGGGUGAUGGUGGAGCUACCGCAACACCUGUACUGGAGAUGGGGAGGGGAGAUGGAAGGAAGCAGCCGAGCUACCGCAACACCUCUCUGAGCUGGGCCUGGCCACCUUCAUGUCCCUCCACUUCGUCUGUAGGCUGCGGCGUGCCUGCCAUCAGCCCCGCGGUGCAGUACAGCAAGAGGAUCAUCAAUGGGCAAAAUGUGGUGCCUGGCUCUUGGCCCUGGCGAGUGUCCCUGCAGACCUGCUCAGGACCCCACUUCUGCGGCUGCUCUCUGAUCAGUGAGAACUGGGUCCUCACAGCUGCCCACUGCGAGUUCAACCCGUACGCCCACGUCGUUGCUGGGGAAUAUGACCAGCUCUCCGGGACAGAAGCCACUCAGGUGAAGACAGCAGGCAAGGUGAUCCCGCACUCUGGCUGGGAUGCCUACACCUUCAACAACGACAUCACCCUGCUGAAGCUCACCUCACCUGCCCAGCUGGGGCCCAUGUCCCCUGUCUGCCCCCCCGCCAACCUGGCUCUGCCUGCCAACCUCCAGUGUGUCACCACCGGCUGGGGACGCGCCAGCCCUAACUCUAAUAGCAUGGCGCAGCGCCUGCAGCAGGUAGCCCUGCCCUUGAUCUCCCCGAGCCAAUGCACGCAGUACUGGGGCAACCAGAUCCCCACCUCCAUGCUCUGCGCUGGGGGAGUCGGUGCCUCCUCCUGCCAAGGUGACUCUGGGGGCCCUCUCGUCUACCGGGAUGGGAACAUCUGGACCUUGAUUGGCAUCGUCUCCUGGGGAAACAGCAACUGCAACAUCCGUAUUCCUGCAGUCUACACCCGUGUGAGCCAGUUCCGAAACCGGAUCAAUAACGUUGUUGCUUUGGAGUAGAGCCGGCGCUGGAGAGAUCCCUUUGCUGGGCUCUGCUCCCAGGCAAGGGGAGCUCAGCAGAGCUUCCCGGUGCUUCUGGGCCUGCCAGCAAGAAGCUGAGCUGGAAGUCAGGCACCUCACUCCACAGAGUAAUAAAGUGUUU